AAACUCUCUAUAUGUGAUCUUUAUUGGGAAGCACAAAGCAUUUAAAUUUGACUUUGAAGUUUAUAGUCAAAUUUAUUAUCGAAAAAAUAUACUGUGGGAAAAGAAUGUGACUUUGAUGCUGAAUAAACUGCUAAAUAUUGCAACAUCGCUGGCUAACAUUAAAGAGUCUGCUUUGUGAUGGAGACCCUUUGACUCCAAUUGCCCUAAUUUUUCCACUCCAUGUCUCAAUAUGGAAACAACUUGUUAGUUGAAACCUGACAUUAGGAUGGAUUCCUACCACGUUUUGGCUCAAGUGGGGCAGGGCUCAUUUGGUCGAGUUCAUAAAGGAAUGAAAAGGUUUACUGGCCAAGUGGUCGCGCUGAAGUUUAUGCCAAAGAUGGGACGUUCAAGUAAAGAACUGCAAAGUUUAAAGAAAGAAAUCGAUAUUAUGAGUAACCUUCAACAUCCAAACAUUGUGAAAUUUCUUGACAGCUUUGAAACUGAAACAGAGGUUGUAGUGGUGACUGAAUACGCAGAAGGUCAAUUGUUUCAGAUCAUUGAAGCUGACGGUUCUUUACCAGAAAGUCGGGUUUGUGAGAUUGCCUGCCAGCUGGUCUCAGCUCUGUAUUAUUUGCAUUCCCGCCGCAUUCUUCAUCGAGACAUGAAACCACAAAAUAUCCUUUUUGAUAAAAAUGGUGUGGUUAAACUGUGUGACUUUGGGUUUGCAAGGGCAAUGAGCAUUUCCACCAUGGUGGUGACUUCUAUUAAGGGAACACCUCUGUACAUGUCACCUGAGUUAGUGGCUGAGAAGCCUUAUGACCACACUGCUGACCUCUGGGCAUUAGGCUGCAUUCUUUAUGAAAUCCAUACAGGGUUGCCCCCGUUCUGUGCUGAUUCAAUCUUCCAUUUGGGUCAGCUUAUUGUGAAAAACCCCAUCGUAUGGCCAGACAAUAUGAGCAGCACAUGCACGAGUUUCCUGAAAGGUUUGCUCAUCAAAGACCCUCAGAAACGACUGUCGUGGCCACACCUGCUGCAUCAUCCUUUUGUUGCCGAUGGUGUUCAAGCAACACUUGACCCAGACAUGUUGGCACUGAAACUGAAACAAAUGGCAGAAAAGACAUCGCCAGAUUCUGGAGACAACAGGAUAUUUCGAAAGAUUCGGGAGCAAAGAAGCAAGACGAACACAAAGAAUAAGGGCGAGAGUGAUAAAGGGAAAAAAGACUGGGUGCGCUCCGAAAGAGAUUGUAGAGUGAUACCUAUUAUAGAUACAUCUCGCCCUUUUGAUUUUGUCUCAGCUAGUUCAACUUCACCACCUGCAAGUCUCCCACCACCCAACCAACCAGACAGGGGGCUGAUCAGUCAGGACUAUGAACGAGAGUUCCUAUCAGUAGGCGUCGGGUCAGGACUAGAGCGAAGUGGAUCCAAAAGUUCAACAAUAACUGAAAGUGAGGAAUUCUGGGAGAAACUUGCUGAGGAGACUGAUCCAAACCGACAAAACCAAGGAUUUUCAAAAUCAAAAGACAGGACUGUUAUUUCUAAACUGAAAUCCACCAUUUUAAGGUUUAAGCAGCAGCUAAGAGAUGGUGUCCUAACAGAUACGUAUCACAUUGGCCUUACGCUGAAGGUCCUUCAGAACCUGCUUCUGACCUCUGACAUUGCCACUACAAACCACAUUGGCAGUGACCUUGGCUUGCCAUGUUUCCUCUUUGACUUGGUUCGCAAUUCUGUGGAAAGUGCGCGAUUCAUUCAGCUGCCGUGGAGUCUUCAAACACUUGGAGAAAUGAUCGCUGCACUGCUGAUCUACUGGGAGAAGAACCAGGAUUGGUUAGGGGAGGAAAAAAGACCAGAAAAUUUAGUGGAGCCAUUCAUAACCAUUCUCAAUCAAGAAAACCUCCAUGCUUUAGCUCCUCUGGCUGCUUCUGUUUUGUCCCUGUUUGCUAAACACAAGGUUGCUGUCAAUGUUGAUGUGGCCUUGCUCAGUUCCUUGUUAAAACAACAAGUAUCUGCUUUAAAUCAGCUCCAACUUCCACUCCCGUCAGGCUGGGGUCUCUGUGAUGGCCUCUUGUCUUUACUUCUGCAUACACUUUCUGAGCACGGUGGUGGAUUUUCAUGUUUGGAUCCACGUACAUUUUAUUAUCUUUGGAAAAGGACUGGAACCUCAUUAGCGUGGACGACGCCAGACAUGGAAUUUUGUUCGACAAACGGACUUUAUUUUCUCAUGUCUGCCACACUGUUGUUCUUCUGCAAUGAUCCCUAUUCAUAUGUUACACUUUUUUGUGAGAGCAAAUCGACAUUUGUCUACACUCUUGGCUGGGUGCUCAGCCCUGAAUGUCUCCCUUUGUUUGUCAAAGGCAAUCCAGUGAAAUUGGAGGAUCUAACACAUGAGAGUUUUAUCCAGUUGAGUUGCCAGUUCCUUUGCCUUCCAUUUGCUUUGGACCUGACUGCAUACAACAGCUCCAGGAUUCUGCAAUUGUAUGACAGCUGUGGUGUGGUUCAAGGGCUUCUUCAGGUGAUUCAAACGCUUCCUCUUUCACUAGUGGAGCUACCACUGUCACUUCUCCGCCGCUUGUUGCUGUGUGACCGUCAACGCUCUCUUUCCCGUCUCAGUAAAGAUGCGAAUGGCUUUUUCUCUCAAUCGGGUCAGCGCAUACCGAGCAGAACCGCCAGUUCUUUGCUCAAUGAUUUUCUGAAGCGGAAUGACCUGGGAGACUCUGCUGUAGAACUUCUAUCUCUGCUAUACCUGCUUACCUGUUUUUACCCUAACUCUAGUUAUCUUGAGCUUCACCUUGAUUCUUCUGUGUUGCAUCAGGCGCUCGCUCACUCCUAUGAUCCGAUAAAAGCUGCUACUUGUAAGGUUUUGGGAAAUUUGUUUCCAUUCAAGUCUCCCACUCUGCCUAAUAUAAAUCCGGACAUAUUUAAAAGCAUGAUAGAUCUUCUAAAAGACUCCAAUGUCUAUGUGCGGCAGGCAGCUUGCUUGUCCGUUGGGAAAUGGUUAGGUUAUAUUGCGGGGGAGGCAGGCUUUAACGUGGGUAGACCCAAUCAAAGCGUAGGCAGCGCUACAGAGUCCCUCAAAGUGAAGGACAAUGAUGAACACAAGGGUUCAGAAUGGGAGACAGGUAUCACCAUGGGGACAGUUGAGAUGAGAAGGUGGCUUGAAGACAUCAGAAUGACUGGAGCCACACUGGCAGGACUGACCUCUGACCCUAAUGCUCACACUCGUCUCCACGCCUGCGCUGCCCUGGGAAACCUGCUGCAUGCUGUAGGGGACAUUCCAGAGUUGCUGGAAGAGAGUGUGUCGAGAUUACUUUUAAGAGCUGCAUGCACAGAUUCCCACAAGGCUGUGAGAGAAGCCGCCAUUGCAACUUUAAGCUUGUAUGCACAGCGGGACUCAAUGCUACAGGUUCUGAUAUCUCUAAAUGUUGAAAAAAAGCUGCUUCACGCGACCCAACACUCACCUUCGGAAUGUGACUAUCUUCCUCUCAUCAGACAAAUAAGGCAAAUGAGAGAAUUGUAGAAACUAUGGACGUUUACACGAUGUAUGGAAUUUGAUAUUAAAGCAACUCCUCUUCCACAAGAUGAUAUUGUAAGUGCUGGUCAAAUAAAACACAACAUUUUAUACUGACUUGGAUGAAUCUAUCACCUAGGCAUGACACAAUGAAAACCUAAUGCAUACACUACCACUCAAAAGUUUGGGGUCUAAGCGACCCCAAACUUUUGAACCAUAGUGUAUAUCGGAAUACAGCAAUACCUCUACUUAUUAAGAACAUCUCUACAUACAGAAUUUUCAGGUUAAUACAUGCUUAAAUGGGAACUAUUGCCUCUAGUUCAGAAGGAAAUUUCAUAAUACAAAAGGCAAAAAUACAGUAUGACUCGUACUCAACAGUUCCCAGUGUUUACUGCACGUAACAUACUUAUAGCUGCUCUGCCAUUGGUUUUUGUCUAGCAUUCCUGGCAUCCAAUUGGCUAAGAAGAACCACUACUGUAUGUGUAUUUGUGUAUCCCAGCGUCCUCUUCACACGUCCUCGUGUUUCAAUGGCUUUACAUUCUGGUUUCCAGCUGUUUGAACUGCUCCCCUUAUGGGAGACGCUAUAAGUGUUUAAAAGCCAGAACAAACAGACUGAGGAACAGUAUCUGUGCUAAAGCCAUCUCCACUCUGAACUGCCAUAGGUAACACCAAUUAUCCAGCACUAAUAUUCAUUUACUUUCAAUAUGCUAUGUGCAAUACUUACUUACGUGCAAAUAUCAAUGCCUUCACUGUCAAUCUGCUGCUACUUCGAUUAUUUGCACUACCUGAUCAUAGAACUAUCUAUGAUAUAAACAGUGA
Molecule: messenger RNA, 4303 nt
Organism: Corythoichthys intestinalis (scribbled pipefish)
Lineage: Eukaryota; Metazoa; Chordata; Actinopteri; Syngnathiformes; Syngnathidae
Product: serine/threonine-protein kinase 36-like
Exons: 20
Coding region: 266-3493 (1075 amino acids)
Biological process (GO): protein phosphorylation
Cellular component (GO): cytoplasm
Molecular function (GO): ATP binding; protein kinase activity
Source: RefSeq, a predicted model, not a curated record